Nycticebus coucang (slow loris) is the source of this 1552-nucleotide messenger RNA. It is a transcript of the gene ANXA1, whose product is annotated as annexin A1. Lineage: Eukaryota; Metazoa; Chordata; Mammalia; Primates; Lorisidae. Gene Ontology annotation, cellular component: cytoplasm; plasma membrane. The transcript is spliced from 13 exons. The coding region runs from base 196 to 1236 and encodes 346 amino acids. Gene Ontology annotation, molecular function: calcium-dependent phospholipid binding; cadherin binding involved in cell-cell adhesion; calcium ion binding. The record is from RefSeq and is a predicted model, not a curated record. Gene Ontology annotation, biological process: endocrine pancreas development; positive regulation of G1/S transition of mitotic cell cycle; positive regulation of T cell proliferation.
CACUUUGUUUUUGGACAAAGCUGAGCUUGUGCUUCAAACAGAAGGCAGCCAAUUACUAACUUCUGGUUGCUAGGUGUGGCCUCCUUUCAAACGCUAUAAAAUCGGAAGCCCAAGCCUCCACUGCUAGAAACCCUCAGAGCAGAAUCUCUGUUUAGUUCUCUGGAAGAGGAUAGAAACACAGACACUUCUUUAAAAAUGGCAAUGGUAUCAGAAUUCCUCAAGCAGGCCUGGUUUAUUGAAAAUGAAGAGCAGCAGUACAUUAAUACUGUGAAAUCAUCCAAAGGUGGUCCUGGGUCGGCAGUGAGCCCCUAUCCUUCCUUCAAUCCAUCUGCAGAUGUUGCUGCCAUCCACCAAGCCCUGACGGUUAAAGGUGUAGAUGAAGGGACCAUCAUUGACAUAUUAACUAAGAGAACCAAUGCUCAGCGUCAACAGAUCAAAGCGGCAUAUCUCCAGGAGAAGGGAAAGCCUCUGGAUGAAGCACUGAAGAAGGCCCUUACAGGCCACCUGGAGGAGGUUGCUUUAGCACUGCUAAAAACCCCAGCACAGUUUGAUGCUGAUGAACUCCGUGCUGCUAUGAAGGGCCUUGGAACUGAUGAAGAUACUCUGAUUGAAAUAUUGACAUCAAGAAAUAACAAAGAAAUCAGAGAAAUUAACAGAGUCUACAGAGAUGAAUUGAAAAGAGAUCUGGCCAAAGAUAUAACCUCAGACACAUCUGGAGAUUUCCGGAAUGCUUUGCUUUCUCUUGCUAAGGGUGACCGAAGUGAGGAUUUUGGUGUGAAUGAAGACUUGGCUGAUACAGAUGCCAGGGCCUUGUAUGAGGCAGGAGAAAAGAGAAAGGGGACAGAUGCCAACGUGUUCGUUACCAUUCUUGCCACCAGGAGCUAUCCCCAUCUUCGCAGAGUGUUUCAGAAAUAUACCAAGUACAGUAAGCAUGACAUGAACAAAGCUCUGGACCUGGAGAUGAAAGGUGACAUAGAGAAAUGCCUCACAGCCAUUGUGAAGUGUGCUACCAGCAAGCCAGCUUUCUUUGCGGAGAAGCUUCAUCAUGCCAUGAAGGGUGUUGGAACUCGUCAUAAGGAAUUGAUCAGGAUUAUGGUUUCCCGUUCUGAAAUUGACAUGAAUGACAUCAAGGCAUUCUAUCAGAAGAUGUAUGGCGUCUCUCUUUGCCAAGCCAUCAUGGAUGAAACCAAGGGAGAUUAUGAAAAAAUCUUGGUGUCUCUUUGUGGAGGAAACUAAACAUUCCUUUCGCGGUCUCAAGCCUUAUGAUCAGAAGAUAUUUUAAUUAUUUUAGUUAUAUCUUUUCUUUCUAUAACAUAGGCUUCCUAAGAAAGUUGCUCCAGGAGGAUGACAGUGUAGCUACCUGAUUUCUGAAACCUUCAGCCUAUAAAUAAUUUUUUAUAUCACAACUCUGUAUAACAGAGAUAAGCUAGUUUUUUGUUUUUGUUUUUAUAUGUUUACCUUGAACAAAAAAACCCCAUACUCAAGUCGUUCUAGCAACAUUACUUGGGGAAGAUGUCUAUGUAGAAGAAAAUAAAAUAAUUUUAUAAAACAA